GCGGCCAGAUCAGUGGCCAGAGUGCAAGGACGGGGGGGACACUGAUUCACAGCCCACGAAGUGCUGCUGCGUAGGGCAGAGGACGAACCGAUUGCGUUGGUGCCGCAGCUCCCCGCGCUUUUCCCUCCCGCUGCUCCUCUCAACUUCCAAGCUAUUCCCCCUGUCCCGUACUAAAUGCCUCCUUUCUUCUCCUACACCACCCUCCCCUACCACCUCACGGAGGGCCCUUACCCCAUGCGUGAGUUCUCGAAGUAUUUGGUGGAGCUAACUGACGUGGAGCCGCUGCCCUUCGCCAACGAAGACGCGUGGGAGUUGCACCGUGCGCUGUACAAGUCGGUGGCGUUGGGGAUGUUCCGGUUCUUCGUGGAUCACGAAGACCACGCUAUCGGGGAGCACUUCGUCGUUUACUACGUCAUCGCGCAGCCCAAGCCAGCGGAGAAGGAAGGGACGGUGGCGCUGUACCCCUUCGCCCCGCUCCAGACAAUCGAUCCGGGAUUGUUGGAGCUCAUACAUCUUGAGCUCCUCUCCAUCGCGCAAGUGAUCGCAAGCGAGGAGGAGGAGAUCCAACCACGAUUACGGACGGCGACGGCCCCGCGGAGAACGUACAACGAGGUCGUCAUCCCGGAUUACAUUGCGCAACGCGCGGAGAGAUUAGAGGACUUCCCGGAGGAAAGGCCGUUGCGUCCUCCCUCGUCGUAUCCUCGACCAGCGCCACCGAAGGCCCCCAAGAAGACGCCAAAGAGGAAGAGACGCCACCCGUCGCCAGGAGCGCAAGGCAGCAGGAUCGGUGGCGGCGAGGAGGUGAUUCAGCCCGCGCGUACGCGGAUUCCUGACCCUAUGCCUGGGAGUGCGGCGACGCUCGUUAAGGAGACUAUCGUGCCAUCGCCGCCCAUUCCGCGUGUGCCCGAUCUCAAUCUUGAUGGAGCCGGUCCAUCAUCAUCAGCAGCAGCCGGAGGAGGAAGCCGAAUGGGAUUUCCGGAUCCCAUAUCCGGACCCCUCGUCCUCACGGGACCUCUCCUUCAUCCGAGCCGGACGGUCCAUCCGACCGAGGUGGACUUCAUGGUGGAGCUCGCCACCAUCAGGCUCGAGGCCAUCACGGGGGCGCCGCGCCUUGAUCCGGCGUGGGAGCCAUAUCUGACACCCCCUUUUCAAGGGUGUAUUGCGGCGCGAUUGGCUGGGACGCUCAUCUACGAGAACGGGCAGCGUCCAAACGCGUUGUACCACUUCCUGGUCUUCGCGGCGCAGAAGCGGGAGCGGCGGCCUUACACCGAGACUGAUGUGGUGAUGACGGGUCCAAGGCCCCGAUCGGUGCGCAAGCGGGUGGUGCGAGCGGUAGCGGAUCUGGCGCCCCGUGUCCUCUCACAUGUGCCGGGGGCUUUCCUUUACCCCUCAUUCGUCCAGCAUCACUUCCAUGAGGGAGAUGCGCCGACGACUCCUGCGGCAAUGGCCUCUUUUCCUCCACCUAUUCCGCCCCCUCUCAAUCCUGACAUAGAUCACUUCCUCUGAUCACCCUCGUCUACCUCUCCCCUGUCCUCUCCCUCUCCUUCUCUUCUUUUUCUUCUUCCUUUUCGGAUCUAAAGCUUGCGCGA
Messenger RNA from Chara braunii, 1589 nucleotides. Lineage: Eukaryota; Viridiplantae; Streptophyta; Charophyceae; Charales; Characeae. The record is from the annotation of a GenBank genome assembly.